AUCUUGGUCCGUACAUCGCCUCAUCAGGCAGGCUGGCCACAGCCCCCUAAACCCAUCGUAUGCUAUAUGAAUCGUGCAAACCGUUGAGUUACGGAAAAGGAAUCUUGUUCCGUACGUGCUGUGGGCAGCAGAGCGGCGUCAAACCCCUAACGUCCUCGGCUACGAUCCGACAGCAUUAGCACGUGCCGGCCGCGACCACCCGUCGUCGGCGGCCAUCAUGGACGCCGUCAUGCUGGAGGCGUCAACGUCGUCCACCGCCAUGCUGGAGGCGCCAACGUCGUCCACCGCCAUGCUGCUGGAGGCGUCAACGUCGUCGCAGCAGCAGUCCGGCGAGGCGGCGCUGUACCCGUACCUGCACGUCCCCGGCGUCCGGUUCGUCCCGACCGACCAGGAGCUCAUCCUCUGCUACCUCCGGAGCAAGCUGCGCGGCGAUCCGCCCCCGACCACGCUCGUGCACGACGACGACGUGUACGCGGAGCACCCCCAGAUUCUCACGGAGAGGCUGGGCCCGAGCGUGGAGGACUACUGGUACGUGUUCACGCAGAGGAACCGCAAGUACGCCAAGGGGGGGCGGCCGAGCCGGAACACGGGCGACACGGGCCGCUGGAAGUCGGUGGGCAAGAACAUGCCGGUCACCUACGGGAAGGAGAAGGCGACGAUCGGUUUCAGGAACUCUCUGGCGUACGAGGUGUUCCUCUACGACGACGGCGGCGACUCCAAGAAGAAGCGGAUAGAGAAGACGGAGUGGAAGAUGGCCGAGUUCGUGGACGUGGACUCCAACAUGCCCGUCUCGUCCGCCCCCAACUUCAUGCUGCUCAACGAGUGGGUGCUGUGCAGGAUAACACGCAAGCCGGAGAAGAAGAAAGGGGAGGAGGAGGAUCCCGGCGCCUCUCCGGCGGACGAGGUGGUGGAGGAGGAGGAAGGGGCGGAGGAGGAGCACGAGCCGUCAUCGAUGAUGCUCGUCGACGAGCCGCUGACGGACACCAGCCCCGACACGUCGCAGCAAGCGCAGGCGACGGCGUCUGCCGGCCUCUUACGCAACGGCGCCAACUGGUCGGACAGCACCGCCGACAGCCAGGUCGAAGCAUCCGGUUCCGGCGCCGAUCCCCAACAGACUGCUGACGACGACCCGUUCGAGUCUCUUGAUCUGGGGCCCUUGUCGAGUGGGAACAGUCUUGGCCAUGUCUUCACGAUUGAUCCAUGGGCCUGGAACCUGUAUUAUCCAGAGGGCGCCGAUAUUGAUUCGUCCGGCAGCCGGCUCCGAACGCCCAGCGACCCUGAUCCGAUGGAGACCCCGUCGGAACCACCUGCUGCUCCUCAGCCUCGGCAUUUCGUCACCGAUCUUCCCUCCUCCACCGACGACGGUCGUCUUGAACAUGCCAAGGUGAUUCGCAAGAGAAAAGAAGACGCCAGGGCGAGCGGUGACGACGCCGGGAAGAAGGGCAACGCGGCAGUAAAGAAGAGCUCCGGGCGUGCAAAACCAGACGGCCAAAACUAAUUCUGUGUAAUGCAUAAGUACAUUGGUAGAUUUUUGGUUCAGUUUUGAUAAACCAUCUCCCCUUUUUCUUGAACGCAAUUGCCAGAUCCCCUGACCUGUCGGGUUUUCCCUAGGACAAAGAUAAGGUAGGUUUAGAGUAGUCGUAGGUUUAUGUGUCUUUGCAACCUGCAAGCAACUGGAUAGAAUGUUGCGGUGAAAUUUUGGCAGUAGGUGCUGAUUUGCUGCCAGUGGAGCAGUGCAUAUUUAAGAGUUCAUGGCAUGGAUAAUGGUGGUCUGUUUAGGUGUGCUUGUGCUGGAUUUUAAUUAGCGAGGCAUCUUUGAACUGUAGGAUUUUCAUAGCAAUUUAGCAAGGUUCAGUAUGCUUUUUAGGAUAUAUUUUUUUAAUUUAA
This is a messenger RNA of Triticum aestivum (bread wheat), 1887 nucleotides long. RefSeq names its product NAC transcription factor 32-like. The record is from RefSeq and is a predicted model, not a curated record. Bases 218 to 1498 code for a protein of 426 amino acids. The transcript has 3 exons. Gene Ontology annotation, molecular function: DNA binding. NCBI's taxonomy places the organism in Eukaryota, Viridiplantae, Streptophyta, Magnoliopsida, Poales, Poaceae. Gene Ontology annotation, biological process: regulation of DNA-templated transcription.